Molecule: messenger RNA, 2081 nt
Organism: Pollicipes pollicipes
Lineage: Eukaryota; Metazoa; Arthropoda; Thecostraca; Pollicipedomorpha; Pollicipedidae
Product: translation initiation factor IF-2
Exons: 6
Coding region: 3-1166 (387 amino acids)
Source: RefSeq, a predicted model, not a curated record
ACAUGCCAGACCCGCUGGCGCUGCCCGAGGUGGACAUAGUAGUGGAGCCGUUGCCGCGGCCGGCGCGGGCCGAGCCGGCGCCGGCGGCCGACGACGGAGACGACGAGGUUCGCCUGCUGCCGACGCCCGAGCCGCGGCCGCCGCUGGACGUCAUCUUGCUGGACAACUCCGACAUAAGCGACGACGAGAUCGUGCUCGGCAUGGGAAGCCCACAGCCGCCGCGUCCCGCAGGCGUCGGCCGGCCCCCGCCCCCCGGCGCCACGUCCGCCGUCGGCCUCCUCCGUCAGCAGCGGCGUCGGCCCUCCGAUUCGGGCGCCACGUCCGCCUCUGCCGUGGACAAACCCCGGCAGCGGCGUCAACCCUCCGCCUCGGGCGCCACGUCCACCUCCUUUGCGGACAAACCCCGGCAGCAGCGUCGGCCCUCUGCCUCGGGCGCCACGUCCGCUUUGGUCGCGGGCGCUCCCGGGCAGCCACGGCGUCGGCCCUCCGCCUCUGACGCCACGUCCGCCUUGGUCGCGGACGCUCCCGGGCAGCCGGGGCGUCGACCCUCCGCCUCUGACGCGCCCGUCGACCGGCAGCGACUUCCCAGCCGGCGGAGACAGUGUCCAGCGCAGCGGACCAGCUCGGAGCCGACGCCGUCCCGCCCCACCCUGCCGCCGCUGCCUCCCGGCGCCCUGCUGGUGUCCCGCGUUGGCCCCGCUGCGGCCCGCGCCACCGUCACAGCGUCGGCGUCCUGCGGGCCGGAGUUGCGGCAGGCCAAGCUCGCUCUCGAGGAGGUGCUGUUCGGCCGGCUGGAGAACGCCACGCCCAUUCGCCGCCGCACCGCCGCCGUCCUCAAACAGGCGCAGGCGGAAGUGAGCUCGCAGCGCAGUCAGCACGCCAGCCUGAAGGUGCGCCUGUGGCAGGCGUCGCAGCGCCAGCGCCACCUGCUGCACAAGCUCAACCUCCUGCUGGCUGGGAUCCCGCUUGAGAAAAGGAUUGAGAAGAUCGCGGAAAUCGAGGAUCUGCUAUCGUUCUUGCAGGUGCGCGUCAUGGGCAACGAGCUGGAGCCGCAGAUGCUCCUGGAGAAGAAGAGCGGCCAGCAGCCGUCGCAGUUCCGCGUGAUCGCGCCGGAGAGCGGCGCCCCGACGCACCCGGCCGCCACCGACGAGCUCUCGGAGAUCUAGAGAUCACCGAAGAUGGAGAGAUGGCUGACACUGCCGACUCGGGGGCUCCCCAGAUUCAGAGGCGAGCAGCCAGGGCAGCCGGCCGGUCCGUGGCGCGGCGGGCCGGGCGCCGUUCCCAGUCUCCCUUCGGGGGGGGCCGUGCUGCCACCUCCCUUGCUCAGCGGCGGCGGGUGGCCGUGACCGACGGCGGCGCGGCGGACGCGUCGUCGACAGCUGUGGCGCGGGCGGCAGACGCGCUCUGGCGUGACUAUGGCCCCGUUUGCCGUCUGGGGGCCCUUCAGGCGGCCUCGUGGCCAGCUCAGUCGGUCGGCCGGAGUGCACGCACACUCGGUAACCAAGAUGGCUGUGACGCUUGCGGAAGGGGAUUACUUGUGCUGUGCGGCUGGUGUGUGACCCCGGGAAGGGCUCGCAGAUCGCAGAGACAGCGGUGGUGGCUGACUGUGUCUCUCGUUUGAUUUGUGGUGCUGCACUUAUGGGUGCUUUGUGUUGGCUCAUAGUGCGUUUUUGUGAAGAGACUUUCAGCGUCGCGUUAUUUGUGAAGUACAAAUAUACCCUUUGAUUGGUUUCCUUUGCGGGUGGUGUGCGAGGUGCGCACUCGGCGUGGGUUCGUCUCGGUAUGCAGCGGGAAUCAUUCAGCCCAGCGGGAUCAUCAGUAUCAUCGCAUCCGUGCAUAUGUGGAGUUUGUGACUGGAUGGAUGCCGGACACCGGUAGAAUCGUCUCAAGGGCUUCUAAUACAGGUAUGUUCAUGUGUUUUGUGGGGUUGUAUCCUGUAUGAAUAAAGAUAAACGGGUAUCUGGUCUGGCAUCGCGAGUUUUAUCAUAGUGGAAAGCUGCUGGUCGGGUACAGAGCGGCCAUUGCUCCACAGCCUCGUGAAAAGCUGGAACUGAGCGAACACAUCGGGAUUUGCGUGGUUG